Molecule: messenger RNA, 1089 nt
Organism: Naumovozyma castellii
Lineage: Eukaryota; Fungi; Ascomycota; Saccharomycetes; Saccharomycetales; Saccharomycetaceae
Gene: FBP1
Product: fructose 1,6-bisphosphate 1-phosphatase
Exons: 1
Coding region: 1-1089 (362 amino acids)
Source: RefSeq, a predicted model, not a curated record
AUGCCCGUCCCAACUGAAACAAUCACUAUCUCUGCUCCAUCCACAGAACAAAGAAGAAACUCCAGCGAAGCCAUCAACACAGACAUCGUCACCCUCCCACGCUUCAUCCUCGAAUCACAACAACAAUUCAAACAGGCAAGAGGUAACCUCACACUCCUACUAAACGCUCUGCAAUUCGCUUUCAAAUUCAUCUCACAGACAAUAAGAAAGGCCGAAUUGGUAAACUUGAUAAACUUGCACAAUUCUUCCAUCACCAUAAACGCCACCGGUGAUGUCCAAAAGAAACUGGACAUCAUCUCGGAUGAAAUAUUCCUUAAUGCCAUGAAAUCAUGCGGGGUAGUCAAGAUCCUCGUCUCUGAAGAACAAGAAGAUUUGAUCGUUUUCCAGGGGAACAACAUCAAUGAUCAAACGUAUGCCGUCUGUUGUGACCCCAUUGAUGGGUCCUCCAAUUUGGAUGCAGGUGUCGCCGUGGGAACUAUCGUUUCCAUCUUCAAGAUCGAUCCAAACGUCAAGGAUUUGAAACAAAACGUAUUGAGAUCUGGGAAUGAUAUGGUCGCAGCAUGUUAUGCAAUGUAUGGGGCAUCCACUCAUUUAUUCUUAACGUUCGGACAAGGUGUUGAUGGGUUCACUUUGGAUAAUAAUUUGGGUGAGUUCAUAUUGACUCAACCAAAUUUGAGAAUCCCACAACAAAGAUCCAUUUACUCCAUUAAUGAGGGGAAUACUUUCAAUUGGGACCCUAAAAUAAGUAAAUUCAUCGACUUGUUAAAGAACCCACAAAGUGAAAUGAAUAAUAACUGUGUUCCUUACUCAGCAAGGUAUAUCGGUUCCAUGGUUGCUGAUGUUCAUAGAACGUUUCUUUACGGUGGGUUGUUCUCUUACCCCUGUGAUAAGAAGAACAAGAACGGGAAAUUAAGACUGUUGUAUGAGGCAUUCCCCAUGGCUUUCUUAGUGGAACAAGCUGGUGGUAAGGCCGUUAAUGAUUUCGGAGAAAGAAUUAUGGAUUUGAAACCAAAACAUAUUCAUGAUAAAUCUUCCAUUUGGUUGGGCUCCACAGAGGAAAUUAACAAAUUCUUAACCUAUAUUGCAUAA